Molecule: messenger RNA, 3498 nt
Organism: Notolabrus celidotus (New Zealand spotty)
Lineage: Eukaryota; Metazoa; Chordata; Actinopteri; Labriformes; Labridae
Gene: nop14
Product: NOP14 nucleolar protein homolog (yeast)
Exons: 19
Coding region: 486-3119 (877 amino acids)
Biological process (GO): maturation of SSU-rRNA
Cellular component (GO): small-subunit processome; Noc4p-Nop14p complex; nucleolus
Source: RefSeq, a predicted model, not a curated record
CAUGUUCUCUUGCAGUGAGAAAGAUAUGCUCGGGAAAGGAGGACGCUGUUCAGAGAUCUGCAAACAGCUGGAGAAGCAGUCUUUAGCAUGAGAACGUUAUUAAACUUGGACAACUGGGCGAAAGUUAAGAGACUGUUGGAGUUCUUGCACAGAACAUAAGAAUUGAUCAUCGACCUGAGUAGGGCAGCAAUACGCCGAUGUUGCGUGUAGCCUGCCUUACCCAAAGAAGAAGAAGAAGAAGAAAGGAUGAACUUCACGUUCCAACCGCUAGGGGCGCUAUGGGCAAAUGAGGGGUGAAGGUGUUCAUGACGUUUCGUCUUCAACUUUGACCCCGGGCUUCUGCACGCUGGAAAUGGACAGUCAGUGAAACAACGUGGAUAGUACAAGAAUAACUGUUUAUUUGUUAAAUCCAGCGUCUGCAGCGCGUUAGUCUCCAAUGUCUUAUUACACCUGGGUCUAAUAUAUUGACGCUUCAACGCUUGAAGAUGGGGAAGGCACCGAAGAAGAGGAGCCUUGCUGACAAGGUCCGCAAAACUAAGACCUCUGCUGAGAUCAAAAACAACCCUUUUGAGGUGAAAAUCAAUAGAAAGAAAUUUGAAGUUCUGGGGAGAAAAUCCAAGCAUGAUGUGGGUCUGCCUGGCGUGUCUCGAUCCAAAGCUAUCAAUAAGAGGAAAGAAACUCUUCUGAAGGAGUACAAACUGAAGAACAAGUCCAACAAGUUGAUUGACAGGCGCUUUGGAGAGUACGACACAAAGAUGGCUCCAGAAGAUAAAAUCCUGAAGCGGUUCGCGAUGGAGAGACAGCGAGUACACGAUAAAAAGGAUAUGUACAACCUGAACGAGGAGGAGGAGCUGACUCACUACGGACAGUCACUGGCGGAGAUGGAGAAGUUUAAUGACUUGGUGAAUAGUGACGAUGAAGCGGAAGAGAAAGGUCUCCUAUCAGCUGAACUGACCGCCUCACACUUCGGAGGAGGAGGCCUCCUCAGGAAGAAGACCUCAGGUGAUCAGCAAGAAGAAGGAGGAAGCCAGAGGGCCAAGUCCAGACAGGAACUCAUUGAGGAGCUCAUCCAGAAGUCCAAACAGGAGAAGCGGGAACGACAGGUGCAGAAAGAGGAGGCGCAGGAGCUGACCGAGAAGCUGGACCAGGAUUGGAAGAGCAUCCAGACUCUGAUGGUGAAAAAGACACCCAAAGCUGAAAGUGCUGAUAAACCAGAGGAGAGGCCAAAGCCGGAGGCGUACGACAUGAUGGUGAGAGAGCUUGUCUAUGAGAUGAGGGCCCAGCCCUCAGAGAAGAUGAAGACUCCUGAGGAGCUCGCCCGGGAGGCGAGGGAGAAGCUGCAGAAACUAGAGGCGGACCGGCUGAGGAGGAUGAUGGGAGAGGAAGUCAGGGAGAGCUCACAGAGUCAGAUCCACAUGUCUGCUGAUGACCUCAACGACGGCUUCAUCCUGGAUAAGGAAGACAAGAUGAUGCUUUCCUAUCAGGAUGGAAAGUGGAACAUUGGAGAGAAAUCAGAGGAAGGUGAAGAAGAAGAAGAAGAAGGAGACGAGGAAGGUGAAAGCGGAGAAGAGGGGGAGGAGGAUGAUGAUGAUGGGGAGGAAUCAGGGGCAGAGGAGGAAGAUGAAGAGGAAGAAGAUACAGAGGAUGAGGGAGGCAGUGGUGAAGAAGAUGAAGAGGAUGGCCACUCCGACCUGGAAUCCGAGCAUGAAAGUGAGGACGAGGAGCAAAAACAGGAGGAUGAAGACGCCAUUGCCAAACCGAGUCUGAGCAUAGAGGAGCUGAAGGCUCAGCAAGAGGCGGCUAAAGCAGAGCUGCCAUACACGUUUACCGCCCCUGAGUGCUACAACGACCUGAAAACUUUGCUCCAUGGUCACUCCCCUGACAACCAGCGCAUCAUUCUUGCCAGGACUCAGAAAUGCAACCAUCCUAGUCUUGCUGCAGGCAACAAGCUCAAACUGCAGAAACUGUUUGGCUUUCUUUUGGAGUACCUUGGAGAAGUCGCCACCAGGAGUCCUCCUGAACUCACCACCGUAGAUAAGCUCAUACCAGAGCUGUAUACUUUGUGUCAGAUGUUUCCGGAUGCAGCCUGCAAGGCCAUGCAGGGUAUCAUUGGAGACGCCGCUCAUAGCAUGGAGGAGGUGCUUGAGGUCAAUGGGCACGCUGGUUUCCCUACGCUAGACAUGCUUGUUUACCUGAAGGUGACAGCCCUGCUGUUUCCUACCUCUGAUUUCCGACAUCCAGUGACCACUCCAGCGCUGCUGUACAUCAGCCAGACUCUCACCAAGUGUCCAGUGAGGUCGUUACAGGACGUAACAUCGGGUUUAGCGCUGUGCUGUCUGGCCGUGGAGUACGUCUCUUUCUCAAAGCGCUUCCUGCCAGAGCUUAUCAACUUCCUGGCUGGAACGCUACACCUAGCCGUGCAGGACAAGACAUCUUUAGGUUACACCGUUGUACCACCCUUUAGGCCAACAGGGAAGUGCAGCGAUCUGCUGGUGCUGUCAGACUCAGAGUCAAGCAAAAGCUGGAGCAAGAAGAGCCUCCCACUGUCUGCAACCAAACACCUUGAACUGAAAACGGACCUCGACAAAGAUCACCACAGGUUAACAUGUCUGUCUACUUGCCUGGACCUGUUGAAGCGCUGCUGCCUCCUCUACAAGGACCUCCUAUCCUUCAACCCCAUCUUCCAGACAUUUAGAACGCUUCUUUCCAAUCGUAUCCCAGCACACACAUUACCAGGGCCUUUACAGGAGCUCCACAGUGAGAUCUUGGAGAUCAUCAGCAGUGCUCCUGUGACUCACAAUCCUCUGGUUUUAGAAAAAAAGAAGCCCAUUCCUCUGAAGCUACUCACACCUAAGAUUGUUGAAGUGUUGGAUUAUGGGAAAAAGCGAGGCAGCACCAGAGAGGAGAGGGAGAAGGAGCGACUGAAACACAAGUACAAGAAGGAGUUCAAGGGUGCUCUGAGGGAGAUCCGGAAGGACACGCGCUUCCUGGCCAGAGAGAAACUCAACGAGGUCAUGAACAGAGAUGCAGACCGAAAGAGGAAAGUGAAGGAGCUCUUUGGCAGUUUGGCCACUCAGGAGGGAGAGUGGAAGGCCCUGAAGAGGAGGAAGAAGAAGUGAAUUACAUAAUCUUUGUCUUCAUCUCCUCUCAAAUGGACUUCUCCUCACCAGAAGUGGAUAACAACCUCUACAGGGUGGAGACCUGUAAACAAGAACUGUUUUUCUAUACUUUAAAGAUACUUUUAAAAAUCCCAAACAAGGAAAAGAUUGAAUUCCUCUAACACACUUGAUACUGUUUGAGGAAUAGCUGUCAUGAUUUUACACCGUGUAGCCAAAUAUUCUGAUGUAGGCGUUUGAUGUGAUGAUCGGAUGCUGUUGUUCAAAGUGUCAGUCAACACAGAUGCAGAGUUUGCAAUCUCCAUUUUCCCAACAGAAUCCUUCACUAUAACUGUGCUUUAAACAUACAAAUAAAAAAGCCUGCUUGUUUUCUCUCAUUUUA